Messenger RNA from Raphanus sativus (radish), 899 nucleotides. Its product is annotated as phosphatidylinositol 4-kinase gamma 1-like. The transcript has a single exon. The record is from RefSeq and is a predicted model, not a curated record. NCBI's taxonomy places the organism in Eukaryota, Viridiplantae, Streptophyta, Magnoliopsida, Brassicales, Brassicaceae. Bases 273 to 653 code for a protein of 126 amino acids.
GAUAUCUUUCUCACACUACUAAUACUAUCCAAAUCGAUUUGAUGAUCUCGGUCGAGAAAGUAUACACAAGACUCCCCACCGCUCGUGCCCUUGUGGCUGAGGUGACAAUGGCUAUCGUCUCUGGAGCUUAGCCUAUGCUUUUACCAAGUGCCUUGGGAGGAGCUUAUCUUCUCCAAACCGGAAAGGGUCAUAAAAUUGCUGUGGCUAAACCGUAGCCUUUAGCUUUAAACAACCCUGAAAAGUCUAGAAGUUUGAGGCUAGGGCAACCUGGUAUGAAACAUUCUAUUCCUGUUGCUGAAACUUGUGUAAGAGAGUUAGCUGCUUACUUUCUUGAAUACCAAGGCUUCUCUGGUGUUCCACCAACAGCUUUGGUUAGUAUCUCGCAUGUUCCUUUCCAUGUCAAUGACGCCUUCUCCUCCAUGCCCUAUAAGGUUUCUUCCUUGCAGAGAUUUAUGUGUCUUGAUUUUGAUGCCGGAGAGUUAGGUCCAGGAAGCUUCACGGUUGCUUCGGUUCAUCCGAUAGGUAUACUUGAUGUGAGAGUCUUGAACCUUGACAGACACGCAGGGAAUAUGCUAGUGAAGAGAUGUGAACAAGACAAGGGAGUUGGAACUGCUGAGCUUGUCCCAAUAGAUCAUGGUCUCUGCCUCCCUUAGUGCCUAGAUGAUCCUUUACUUUGAGUGGCUUAACUUGGCUCAAGCUUUGGUUCCACUCACAGACACUGAGCUGGAGUAUAUAUCUAAUCUAGAUCCUUUCAAAGACGCAGAACUUCUUAGAAAUGAACGACACUCUUUGCCUGAAUCUGCUAUACGUGUCCUUAUAGUAUGCACGGUUUACUUGAAACAAGCAGCAGCUGCAGGGCUUUUGAACGCACUCUUAAUAAUUAUUAUCUUUCUUCCGAA